AUGGCAUUCAAAUUCGUCACUUUGUUCGCUGCUCUCGUAGCUGUUGCCAGCGCAGGUGUUGUCCCAGCCACUCCAUUGGCCGCCGUUGCUAAGUUUGAGGAAUACGACCCCCAUCCCCAAUACUCAUACGGUUAUGAUGUUAAGGACGCCAUCUCUGGUGACUCCAAGACCGCCGUGGAAACCCGUGAUGGUGGUUUCGUACAAGGUCAAUACUCCUUGAAUGAUGCUGAUGGUUACAGACGCAUUGUUGACUACACUUCUGACCCCAUCAACGGUUUCAAUGCUGUUGUCCGCCGUGAACCUUUGGUAGCUGCCGCUCCCGUUGUCAAGGCUGCCGUAGCUGCUCCCGUCGUUGCUGCCCCAGCUCCCGUUGUUAAGGCUGCCGUUGCUGCUCCCUUCACCUAUGCCGCUGCCGCCCCUGUUGUGAAGGCUGCCUAUGCUACCGCUCCUUUCACCUAUGCUGCCGCCCCUGUAGUCAAAACUGUUGCCCCAGCUCACUUCGGUUAUGCUGCCCCUGCUGCUUAUGCUGCCGCCCCUGUCGUCAAAGCUGUUGCUCCAGCUACCUUCGGUUAUGCUGCUCCAGCUGCUUAUGCCGCCGCUCCCGUAGUUAAGGCUGCCGUUGCCGGUCCAGCUGUCGUCAAAACUAGCUUCGCAUCUCCCCUUAUCUCUUACGCUUAUUAA
Messenger RNA from Musca vetustissima, 681 nucleotides. Its product is annotated as larval cuticle protein A3A-like. The record is from RefSeq and is a predicted model, not a curated record. The coding region runs from base 1 to 681 and encodes 226 amino acids. The transcript is spliced from 2 exons. Gene Ontology annotation, cellular component: extracellular matrix. Lineage: Eukaryota; Metazoa; Arthropoda; Insecta; Diptera; Muscidae.